This is a messenger RNA of Cornus florida, 1448 nucleotides long. Its product is annotated as polyubiquitin. Gene Ontology annotation, cellular component: cytoplasm; nucleus. The transcript has 2 exons. The record is from RefSeq and is a predicted model, not a curated record. Gene Ontology annotation, molecular function: ubiquitin protein ligase binding; protein tag activity. NCBI's taxonomy places the organism in Eukaryota, Viridiplantae, Streptophyta, Magnoliopsida, Cornales, Cornaceae. Gene Ontology annotation, biological process: protein ubiquitination; modification-dependent protein catabolic process. The coding region runs from base 102 to 1247 and encodes 381 amino acids.
CUCGCAGCUUUAAAUAGAGGCGUUUCUGACCCUAAUUUUUCAUUCUUGUUCCUUUGUAUUUCCUUUUGAAGACUUUCUCAAAUCUCUCUCAAUCUCUCAAGAUGCAGAUCUUCGUGAAAACCCUCACUGGCAAGACCAUCACCCUCGAGGUCGAAAGCUCUGACACCAUCGACAAUGUCAAAGCCAAGAUCCAAGACAAGGAGGGCAUCCCACCGGAUCAGCAGAGGCUGAUCUUCGCCGGCAAACAGCUUGAAGACGGGCGAACCCUUGCAGACUAUAACAUUCAGAAAGAGUCCACCCUCCACUUGGUGCUCCGUCUCAGAGGCGGUAUGCAGAUCUUUGUCAAGACCUUGACUGGCAAGACAAUCACUCUUGAGGUUGAAAGCUCCGAUACCAUCGAUAAUGUCAAAGCCAAGAUCCAAGACAAGGAGGGUAUCCCACCUGACCAGCAGAGGCUCAUCUUUGCCGGCAAGCAGCUCGAGGAUGGCCGCACUUUGGCGGACUACAAUAUCCAGAAGGAGUCUACACUCCACCUUGUGCUCCGUCUCCGAGGUGGUAUGCAGAUCUUCGUCAAGACUUUGACUGGCAAAACAAUCACUCUUGAAGUUGAGAGCUCCGAUACCAUUGAUAAUGUCAAGGCCAAGAUCCAAGACAAGGAGGGUAUCCCACCUGACCAGCAGAGGCUCAUCUUUGCUGGCAAGCAGCUCGAGGAUGGCCGCACUCUGGCGGACUACAAUAUCCAGAAGGAGUCAACUUUGCACUUGGUGCUCCGUCUGAGAGGUGGUAUGCAGAUAUUUGUGAAGACCCUAACUGGGAAAACAAUUACUUUGGAAGUCGAGAGCUCUGACACCAUAGAUAAUGUGAAAGCGAAAAUUCAAGAUAAGGAGGGCAUUCCACCAGAUCAGCAGAGGCUGAUCUUUGCUGGGAAGCAAUUGGAAGAUGGUCGAACGUUGGCGGACUAUAACAUUCAGAAGGAAUCGACCCUUCACUUGGUGCUUCGUCUGCGUGGUGGGAUGCAGAUUUUUGUGAAGACCUUGACUGGAAAAACCAUCACCUUGGAGGUGGAGAGUUCGGAUACCAUUGAUAAUGUUAAGGCCAAAAUUCAGGACAAGGAGGGGAUUCCACCAGACCAGCAAAGGUUGAUUUUUGCUGGGAAGCAGCUCGAGGAUGGAAGGACUCUGGCUGACUACAACAUACAGAAGGAGUCCACCCUGCACUUGGUCCUCCGUCUCCGUGGUGGUUUCUAGGGUCUGAUGAUGGUGAUGAUGUUCUUCGUCUUGGGUCGUGUUCUUUGUGUGGUUCUUUGUUGUCUUGUUUUAUGCCAUUGCUAAAUGGUGUUUUAAAACUGUUUCUUUAGUUUAAGUGGCCAAUGGCCUUCUGUCUGUGUUGGUGUGUCUGCAGUCUAUUCUCUUAAUGAAAUAAAUGCUAAUGAAAUAAAUGUUCUCGAA